UCUGGAAGCCAUAUCUCUGAGUUCUGAGUGGGCGCAUGUCGCAGGUGUGCUGUGCUGCUGUUUACAUACAUGAAAAGUGUGUUCUGCACUUUUGCGUUCAUCGUUUUUUCCUGUUUCAUAGCAUUUCUUUGCCGCUCUGACGCCGACUUCGAUCUCUGUCGCGAGUUGGCAACAUUCUCAGAGGGUUCUGACAUCGUCUUUUUCUCGCGGCUAGCGGCUUUCAUCAUGUCGCAGGACCGGGGGAAGGAUCCGGUAGACUCGUUCACAACCGCCCGACAAGGUCAUAACACGAAGACGUUUGACUCGCCGUUCAAGGUCGACCCGAAAGUCGACGGCAAGAGGGACGACCCGGUGUGGCAUUUCGUAGCCAGAGGGCGUUAUUUGGAUGGGUCGACGACGGCGGGUAGGAAGAGCGGUCGUCGAUGCCUGUGCAGGUUGUGCGGGCGUUCGAUUUGUGGGGGCGCUAAAGCCGUCAAGGAACACUUCUCGAAGAGCGAGAAGUUCCGAUGUGAGGCAGCCACUCCUGCUGUGUGGUAUGCGAUCUGGUCGAAGGACAUGACAAAAUGUCCGAAGGAGUUCGCGUCGGCCAUAGAAACGUUGCAGAGCUUAUUGUCAGGCCAUCCGAGCUUGCAGUGGCCACCUCUUCGAUUCCCCGAGGACGCAGUGCCGCCGCUGAUUCCUGCCACCGCCCCUUCAGGACCGGUCGCAUCGCCCAAUUUUGGGGCUCCGGCUAUUCGAGUCACGGUAGCGCGUCCUGCAACAACAGUUGCAACACGACCGACAGCCCCGCCAUCUGCACCGCUGGCUGGGACACGAGGUGCUCGCGAUGUGGAAGUUGGUCGUUCCGCGCCAGCCAACGAGCCCCCGCCAGUGAGGGAUAGUAUGGGCUCCGCGACAUUUGACGAGGAGAGCACACGUGCUUUUAUUGAGAGUCGCAGGUGGGGGGGGAGUGCCGGCAAUUCAGCAGUGCUGGCCCCUGUGUUCAGGAGUGGUAGACAGUCAGAUGCCGCACGGGGUGGUACUGCAGUGGCGCCUGGCGCAUCGCCCCGCGGUUCUUCGGAGCACCCCUGGCUGCCACCGCCACCGUCGCGAGCAUCGCAACGUCCAGUGGUCCACCACGCUCACGCAACCGCCCUCCCGGAUCCGUCACACGCACCUGCAGAUGCUCGACAAUCUGCCUCCGUGCCUCGUUUUGGGGAACAGGCGGAUCAUGGGGUGCCUGCCGAGGAGGUCUCCGCUCCGGUGUCCGAUUCAUCGCCGACCCUGAUUCCGACAACGACGCGUGGUGGUCGGUCUGCCCCACAGCCUCCACCCGUGUUAACCGGAUCGUUAGAACCUUUGCAGCGCAUUCGCGACCUUGCAGUCGCGCAGAGCGCGGCACCUGUGAGUCUUGGCGGGUUGUUGGAUGCCGGGGUCCUCGGCGGGAGAGCCACGACGGGUCGAACCCGGGGCACUUACAGGCAGCAGGCCGUCACGUCAUAUUAUUCGGACCCUUUGGAGCGAGCGUGGCAUCUGCAAAUCAUGCGGUUCAUCGUCGAGAGCGGGAUGUCGUUCAACUGCACGAAGCUUGAAAGCUUCAAACGCAUGUUCACGAUGAUAAUCCCGUCGGGGGUUCCACGGGCGCCCGCGCCUAGACUUCCCUCCUACUACAUGCUGCGCACGACCCUUUUGGACGAGCUGGAUGGCGAGGUCCAGAAGUGUGUUCGGUCGGUGCUUGACACGUCGAAAGAGACCGGUUGCACAAUCAUGACCGAUGGUUGGACCAACAUUCGUGGUCAGACGUUGUGCAACUACCUUGUUGGGACAGAGAUCCGGGUAGCGUAUGUGGCCACCGACGUCAUGCACGGCAAAAAGGACGUCAGUGCCCUCGCAAACGCAUGGUUGAAAAGGAUGAAGUCCAUGGACAUUGAAUUGAGCGACAUCACAACGUUCGUGACGGACUCCCGCGGGGUGAACGUCGCGGCGAUGGAGGUAUUCCAAAAAGAUGAGAGCGUGAAACACAUCUUCUGGAUUCCUUGCAUCGCCCACAUCAGGGACCUCAUUCUCGAGGACACCGGCGGGAUUGAUUGGGUGGCUUCCCGCAUUGCGCAAGCGAGGCUGGUUAUACGGUUCUUCAAGCGUCAUGGACAUGCGAGAGAGACUGUUUGGUCGACCAGCAAGAUCCGCAAGGACGCCGCGGAGGUCACUGCGUGUAUCGGCUCCCCUCUAUGGUGGGAGGAUUUGAGAGCUUUGUGCAAGAUGCUCGAGCCCAUCAUGGACAUGCUGAGGUUGGUGGACAGCGACACACGCCAGAUCAGCAAGAUUCUGCGACGUUACGAGGAGACGAUUGCAUCUUGCUUAUCCGCAUGUCGUGACAUUGAUCGGGACCAGCAGGACGUUAUUGUGGAGGUGUUCCUCAGGCGGCGCACCAUGUUCAAGACCCCAGCCCACACAACAGCCAUGUUGCUAGAUCCAGAGUUCCGGAACGCGACGCUGUGUGACGAUGCGGAGGUGCAGCAGGCCUUGGUCGAGGCUCUAAUCCAGUUCGGCUACCCGCAGGGAUCGCCGCAGCACCGGGAGGUCCAACGAGCGGUCGCCAAACUCCACACGAGGGAGCCCCCUUUCGAUGAGCUCACCAUGCGGCCAGCUGUGGAUAUCUUUGAUCACCCUGCCAGUUUUUGGUCCUCUAAGAAGGCGAAGUUCCCUCACACGGCCGUGUUUGCUGGCAGGAUCCUUCGUAUAUGGGCGACCACAUCACCGUGCGAGAGAGCCUGGUCUUGUUGGAGCUUCAUUCAUUCGAAGUCUCGCAACAGGUUGGAGGUUCCCCGGGCUGAGAAGCUUGUGCGGUGCCACUGGAACCUCAGGCUACUCGAUCGACCUUCGUUGUGCGACGAUGGUGUUGGAGAGUGGCCCGACAUCUUCGGGAAAUGGCGGUUGAGACGCGGGGGCAGACGGGAUGAGAGUAUUGUGUCCCAUGUGCGCAGACGUCGUGUCCACAUCGCGACCGACACGAGGGCACGUGUCAUGCGGCAGGACCCGGUUGCCGUGUCAAAGGACGAGAUGGGAGAUCCUUCCAACGAGACGCGGCCGCCGGUUGGUGGCACUGAGGAGGAGACGGAGUUCGGAGGACCCGGCCCACUCCGCCAGGCGCAGACUCGGUGCACUCCAGCAGGCGCCCCGGUCCACUCCACAGGAGCGGGUUUGGAGGACGGCGAGGCACGACGUGAGCCGCCUUCUCACACGAGUGACGGUGGUCUAGAGGAUGGAGAGGUUGCACCUACUCCCACUUGUGGACAGGACGAGGAGGACGAACGUCCUCCGACGGGCCACCACGUCGGCCUCGACUGCCCGCCCGACAGUCUUCCGCGCACCGAUGAGUUAUUGACCAUGGAUUCCGCCUUGGCAUUUAUGCCCGAUGUAUCGCUAAUGAUAUCUCCCACUUUGGCGGUUGUGGCACCACCGGAGCCUGCUGAACGAGAUGACGCGCGUCGUGACAGAGGGUUCGACGAGUUCGGCGGCGAUACGAUACUGCAUCCUCCAGAGUCCGGCACUCCCGCCAUUUUUCAUGUCGGUGGACCGUGGGCGGUGGAGCAGGGGUUGGCGGAGGAAGUGGCACGGAACCGUCGUGGAGGACCGCCCAUCGCAGCGCAACGUAGUCUGGGAGGUUCACUAGAGGCAGCGUCUGGAGAUUUUGCGGCGCAGUUAUCGGACGGCGUGUCAUCGGUCUGUCCACCGGACGAGGGCCCUCAGCGAGAGCCACAUCGAGGCUCGAAGGAGACUUUAGAGGCGAGGCCUCCCGGAGUUAUCCGCUCGGACGGAGGCGAGGGCGUGGGCCAUGAUACAGCGCAGCCAGGGAGCGCAGACGCUGGACGGUCCAUCGGGGGGGGCAUCGAGCGCAUAGGGUCAUCGACCGCACACACCAACAUUGUUAGGCCCAGCGCACACGACGUUGGGGACGCGCACACAGAUGAGCCUCGACCGCAUUUGAUGGGGAUGCGUGACAUCAUGCGUCCACCACCCUCACGCUCCCCUGUCGCUAACCCCGUUGCCCACGGGCAGGCCUCGCAGAGCGCAUUGCCGACGAGGUCUUUCUACGACGGUGCGGCCAUGGACCGGAGGGCGGGCGAUAUCGGACAUGCAUCAACAUGCGGACCGGCAGAUGUGCCCGCAGGGGCGCGAUUGAUCGGCAACGUCGAUGGUACUUCUCACGAUUCCAUGAGAGCUUACAAGGAGCAGCAUGGGAGGCCUAUACGGGCCAAGACGACCGAUGUCCAUGACACCAGGACGGCCACUGCGAGGCUAUCACGGGCGAGGAAGAAGGGAACAGGUGCGUCGAUUCCGUAUCACCAGCGCCGCCCGCAUCCUUUUUUCCGCAACAGUGACGAGACCAGACAGAUGCCAGCUGCUGCAGAUGGAAGGGGCGGGGUGGACGGAGGUGACAGAGUGGACGAAUCACGGCGAGGUGAAAAGAGACGAGGCGGCACGAUCAUCAUCCACGACGACAGCUCCACAGCCGCUGAGUGUGGUGAGACCACAGGCGCCGACGAUCCUGAUGACUCCGAUUACGUCCCAAGGAUCCGGACGGCGAAUGGAGAUGACGGCGGAGGUCGUCGCGGUGUUGGGGUUGAGGCGCUACCCCUCUGAGGGUAGCGCAACAGGGUUCUGAGGUUGCUUCAGUUGAACGAUGCUCUGAGUUCAAUAAACAGUGUUAAUACUG
Messenger RNA from Chara braunii, 4696 nucleotides. NCBI's taxonomy places the organism in Eukaryota, Viridiplantae, Streptophyta, Charophyceae, Charales, Characeae. The record is from the annotation of a GenBank genome assembly.